This is a messenger RNA of Phasianus colchicus (ring-necked pheasant), 5072 nucleotides long. Lineage: Eukaryota; Metazoa; Chordata; Aves; Galliformes; Phasianidae. The record is from RefSeq and is a predicted model, not a curated record.
CAAUGGCCGUGGAGAACCCGAGUGUCCCCCCCGCCGCCGCCGCGUCCCCCCCCAGCCCGCACGCCGCCCCCCCACCUCCCGAGGGCGGGGGCUGCAGCCUCCCCCGGGCACCGCCGCUCCACGUUCAGCACGGCCCGGACGAAAGGGAAGAUGGGGAACUGGAGGAGGGCGAGCUGGAGGAUGAUGGUGCUGAGGAAACCCCGGAGCCACGGCCCACACGGAGCCGCAGGGAGAAGGGAGAGCGGCACGGCAGCGACUCGGAUGGGGAGCGGUCGCAUCGGCGCGGCAAGAGAAAACGGCGUAAGGAGCGUGAGAAGGAGAAGAGGAGAGCCAAAAAGAAGAGGAAAUCCAAGCACAAGCGACACGCCUCGUCCAGUGAUGAUUUCUCAGAUGACAGCGAUGACUCCGACUUCAGCCCUGGAGAGAAGGGGGGGCACCGCCGGUACCGGGACUACAGCCCCCCCUACGUCCCCGUGAGUACUGGGAGAAUGGUGUGCAGGCCUCAAAAAUGGGGAAAUUGGGGGAUUUUGUCAUUAAAAGGGUUUCAGAGCUGUUCCCAAUGGGAUCUCAGCAGAGCUCCCAGUGGGAUCCCAAAACUGCUCCCAUUGGGAUCUCACCACCGUUCCCAAUGGGGCUUUCAACACCAUUCCCAAUGGGAUCCCAGCACUGUUCCCAUUGGGAUUCCAUCACCACUCCCAUUGGGAUCCCAGCACAGUUCCCAAUGGGGUCUCACAUUCAUUCCCAAUUGGAUCCCAGUCCCAUUCCCAAUUGGAUCCCACUACCAUUACCAAUGGGAUCCCACUACCAUUCCCAAUGGGAUCCCAUCUCCACUGCCCCAAUUUUGGGCUGAAAUCAAUCAGAAUCUGCCAAGUGAUGCCUCCAUUCCUUUCCUAGGUGGUCGUGGCCGUGGCCGUGGGUUCCGGGGUCGGGGUCGGGGCUGCAUGAGGGGAGGCCGAGGAAUGGGACGGGGAAACCGUGGUCGGGGCCGAGGGGAUCACAUGGAGGAUGAGGAGGAGAUGUACGAAGAGGAGAUGGAGUACGGUGACCCCGAGGAUCCCGGUGGCCCCGAUGAUGACUACGAGGACUACAGCAGCAAGGAGCCUGGCCAGUACCGCCGCAACAAGGACGGGCGCGGGCGCGGCUUAAAUCGGGGUCGUGGCCGGGGUCCCAGGGGCAGAGGGAACAAAGGGAUGGGCCGAGGCCGUGGCCGUGGCAGGAUGGCCAAGGGCAGCGCCAUGAACGACGACGACGAUUACUACGAUGAGGACAUGGAUGGUGGAGGUGGCAAUUACCGCCGCGGGGACCACGACAAAACCCACCCUCCUGCAGACAAGAAGGGCAAAGUCAUCUGCAAAUACUUCGUGGAGGGCCGCUGCACCUGGGGUGAGCACUGCAACUUCAGCCACGACAUUGAGCUGCCAAAAAAGAGAGAACUCUGCAAAUUCUACAUCACUGGGUACUGUGCAAGGGCAGAGAACUGCCCCUACAUGCAUGGUGACUUCCCCUGCAAGCUCUUCCACACCACAGGCAACUGCAUCAAUGGUGAUGACUGCAUGUUCUCCCACGCGCCGCUGACCGAGGAGACACGAGAGCUACUGGACAAGAUGCUCCAAGACGAUGCGGAAGCGGGCGCCGAGGAUGAGAAAGAAGUGGAGGAGUUGAAGAAACAAGGCAUCAACCCGCUUCCCAAACCUCCCCCCGGUGUGGGGCUGCUCCCCACACCCCCCAGGCCCCCUGCUCCCCCCUCUCCCAAUGGAAGAGCCAUGCCUGGAGGUCCCCCCGUGCCCCCCAUGCCCCCUCCAGGGCCACAGAUGCCCCCCCCGAUGCACGAGCCUCUGUCCCCCCAGCAGCAGGAGAUGUAUAAGAAGAUCCCAUCUCUCUUUGAGAUCGUGGUGCGGCCCACGGGGCAGCUGGCUGAGAAACUGGGGGUCAGGCACCCAGGGCCCCCACCACCCCGCUUCCCCGGUCCUGGAGGACCCCCAGGCCCCAUGGGCGGCCCCAUGCACCCCGAUAUGCACCCCGACAUGCACCCCGACAUGCAUCCCGACAUGCACCCCGAUAUGCAUCCCGACAUGCAUCCCGACAUGCACCCCGACAUGCACCCUGACAUGCACCCUGACAUGCACCCCGACAUGCACCCCGACAUGCAUCCCGACAUGCACCCUGACAUGCAUCCCGACAUGCAUCCCGACAUGCAUCCCGACAUGCCCAUGGGGCCGGGCCCCCCCAUGAUGCCCUACAGCCCUGAGGGGUCCCCCCACGGUGCCCUCCUGCCCCCCGGCGCCGCCCCCCCCCAGGGAUACUAUGAUGGAUUCUAUGGACCCCCCCCGGAGGGGAUGGAGAUGGAGCACGGAGCCAUGGGGGGGCCAGGUAUGUGUGCACCAAUUAGGGGCUUUUUAGCCCCGAAUCUGCCUCUCUCACACCUCAUUUUCCCCCACAUCCAUCUCUAUCACCCCUCGUUUCCCCCCAGAUACACCCCUUCACCCUCAUUUCCCCCAAAUCCACCUCUACGACCCCCCCCAGGUGACGCUGCCCUGUGGUACUCCAGCGAUGAGGACGAGGGUGGGAGCGUCUCAUCCAUCCUGCGCACCCUCAGGCAGCAGAGCGGCGCUUUGGGGCCCCCCCACCCGUCUAUGGGGCCGCCCCCCGGUUCCAUGGGGCCGCCCCACACCGCAGACCCCCGGUUGCAGAAAGCAGCAGCGUCAGGGGGUGGGGGGCGACCGGCAGACCCCCGACUGCGGGACCCCCGCUUAGCACGGCACAACAAAACGGAGCCGCCUCACCCUAAAACGGAGGAUUAUCCCAAAACGGACCCUAAUUAUCCCAAAACGGAGACGGAUUAUCCCAAAAUGGAGGCGGAUUAUCCCAAAAUGGAUCCCCACAACCCCAAAGCGGACCCUUCUCACCUCAAAUCCGACCCCCUCCCCAAAUCCCGUCUUCCCGACGACGAGGACGACGCCGACCCCGAGCGUUCCCUACGGGAUCGCCCCGUUGUCAUCCCCCUGGAGCCGCCGCCGGGGCAGCCGCCGCGGGACCCCCGCUGUCACCGGCACCGUUUUGUCCCCCCACCGAGGGACGUCACCCUCACCAAGCCCGCCUUCGCCCGCAUGGUGCUGUGGAGCCCUGAGGAUCUCCUCCCUCUCCCCAUCCCCGUGCAGGACGUCACCGUAACACCCGGCGGUGACCCCAGGCUGCACCGCGCCGACCCCCGCCACCGCGCGGUCCCGACCGAUCCCAACAUCACGACAGAACCUUCUUCCAAGCUGCCAGAUUUCGAGCUGUUAUCCCGAAUCCUACAGACGGUGAGCGCGGGCGGCGGUGACAAAAUAGGUGACACAACAGGUGACAAACAACCCGGUGACAAAACCACCGGGCCGGGUGACGCGUUCCCCGUUCCCGCUGACAAACCCACGGGUGCUGGUGACAAACCUACCGAUAAACCGGGCGGCACCGAACGCCCCAGCGACCCCCGUGUGCGCAAACCCCCGUCGGACCCCCGGCUGCAAAAAGCUGCAGCCAAACCCCCAGAGCUCGGUGAGUUGGGUGACGAUGCGGGCGAUGGUGCGGGUGAUGCCGGGACCCCCUUGGCACCCUACGACCCGCGGCUGAGCCGUGGCGCGGCGCAGAGCCGCGUGCUGAGCGCCAUCAGUCUGUACGACCCGCGGGCACCGCCGGUUGGUGACGGCGUGGGGGGACGUGGGAAGGAUCAGCCCUACAGUCGCCGAUCGCCGCUGGCGGAACCGGCGCAGGAUCGUUACAACAGCUACAACAGACCACGGCCGAGGGGCACGGCUGGGAACAGUGGGAGCAGUGGGGCGGCCCCGGAGGGCACGGAGCAGGAUGAGACGGACAGCACUGCGUCACUCAAGGAUGUCUUCAAGGGUUUUGACCCCACGGCAUCACCUUUUGGGCAGUAGUGGUGGUUGUCGGGCUGUGAUGGGGGUUGUUGGGCUGUGAUGGAGGUUGUCGGGCUGUGAUGGAGGUUGUCGGGCUGGAGUGCUGGCUGUUGGGGUGGAGUGGCAGUUGUUGGGUCCUGAUGGGGGUUGUUGGGCCCUAAUGGCAGCUGUUGGGCUGUGAUAGGGUUUGUUGGGCCCUAAUGGGGGCUGUUGGGCUGUAAUGGCGGCUGUUGGGCUGUAAUGUGGGUUGUUGGGCCCUAAUGGGGGUUGUUGGGCUGUAAUGGCGGCUGUUGGGCCCUAAUGAGGGUUGUUGGGCCCUAAUGGGGGUUGUUGGGUUGUAAUGGCGGUUGUUGGGUUGUAAUGGGGGUUGUUGGGCUGUAAUGAGGGCUGUUGGGCUGGAGUGGGGAUUGUUGGGCUGUAAUGGCAGCUGUUGGGUUGUAAUGAGGGUUGUUGAGCCGUAAUGGGGGCUGUUGGGCUGUAAUGGGGGUUGUUGGGCUGGAGUGGGGAUUGUUGGGCUCUAAUGGGGGUUGUUGGGUUGUAAUGGCAGCUGUUGGGCCCUAAUGAGGGUUGUUGGGCUGUAAUGGCGGCUGUUGGGCUGUAAUGAGGGUUGUUGGGCCCUAAUGGGGGUUGUUGGGCUGUGAUGGGGUUUGUUGGGCUCUAAUGGCGGCUGUUGGGCUGUGAUGGUGUUUGUUGAGCCCUAAUGGCAGCUGUUGGGCCCUAAUGGGGGUUGUUGGGCCCUAAUGGGGGUUGUUGGGCCCUAAUGGCGGCUGUUGGGCUGUAAUGGUGGCUGUUGGGCUGGAGUAGGGGCUGUUGGGUUGUAAUGAGGGUUGUUGGGCCCUAAUGGGGGCUGUUGGGCUGUGAUGGGGUUGUUGGGCUGGAGUGGGAAUUGUUGGGUUCUAAUGGCGGUUGUUGGGCUGUAAUGGCAGCUGUUGGGCUGUAAUGGGGGUUGUUGGGCCCUAAUGGGGGUUGUUGGGCUGUAAUGGCAGCUGUUGGGCUGUAAUGAGGGCUGUUGGGCCCUAAUGGGGGUUGGGUUGUUAGGAGGGUUGUUGGGCUGUAAUGAGGGCUGUUGGGCUGUAAUGAGGGCUGUUGGGCUGGAGUGGGGAUUGUUGGGCUAUAAUGGGGGUUGUUGGGCCUUAAUGGGGAUUGUUGGGUUGUUAGGAGGGUUGUUGGGCUGUA